AUGUUCGGACGUUUGUUAGGUCGUACCACUUCCCCCAAGGCUCUUGAAGCUGCUCUCUCUCGCACAACUACCACUACUUCCGACGGAGAGACUUCGCAAGCUUCUGCUGAACGAGCUGCUCGGGAUAAGGAAAUUGUUGAGCAAGCUAUCGAAGAAGCUGUCAAGAAGGCUUUGAAUACUGAGGCAUUUACCACCGCUAUUGCUGCUUCUUUGGUCUCGCACAUUAAACCAACCUUCGAAUCAUCCAUCAGCUCUAUCCCUACUGCCAUUCAAAAUGUUUCCCUCAAUGUCGAUGCUGUCGAUUCGAAACUCACUGCUACCGCUGCCGACCUUACUCAACGAAUCGAAGAUACAAAGGUGGAGACUGCAACCAAAUUAGCUGCCAUUGAGGCGGCCAUUGCUAAGAUUACAUCUUCAUUGGAGGGGUUGAGUGAGAAAUCUUCUUCCCAAGAUACCUCAGUCUUGGAAUCGCAUACUACAAAGCUGGAUGGUAUUGCUACCGAGAUUGCAGCUCUUAAGAGUACUACACAUGAGGAGGCAUUCAACACAAUCACAUCCGAGCUUGCUACCAUCAAGAGUGAUGUUUCUGCUAUCAAGGAAUUGGACUCCAGCUCCACUUCCAAGGAUAUCCUCUCCGCUGUCAACACUUCAAACGAGUCUCAUGCUUCCCACGCUGCAGCUUUGACUGAGAUUAAGUCUGCUGCUGAAGGUCAUGCCUCAACUCUUGGCGAGAUCAAAUCCACUCCUGCUUCUAUCCCAACUGAUGUUUCUGGUCUUGAAGCUUCGAUCAAGGAUAUUGCUGCUUCAAUCGAAGAGAUCAAGUCUGCACCCGCACCUUCCACUGUCGACAUUUCGGGUCUUGAAUCUUCCGUCAAGGAGGGUCUCUCUAUAUUAGUCGAAGUCAAGGACACUGUUUCUACUCCAUCUGCCGCCGUCGAGAGAACCGAUCUCUCCGGAUUAGAGGAAUCCGUCAAGGAGGUCCUCUCUACAUUAGCCGAAGUCAAGGAAACUGUUUCUACUCCAUCUGCCGCCGUCGAGAAAAUCGAUCUCUCCGGAUUAGAGGCAUCCGUCAAGGAAAUCUCUGCUACUGUCAACGAGAUCAAGUCUACUCCUGCUCCUGCUCACGAAACUGUCGACCUUUCUUCAAUUGAUGCACAAUUCAAGGAAGUUGCUUCUAACGUUGCCGCUAUCAAGGAAUCUACCUCCACGCCAGCUGCUACUGCUGAACCAAUUGACAUCUCUGGAUUGGAAUCAUCCGUGAAGGAAAUCAUUGCCACUCUCGAGGACAUCAAGACUUCUACUGGUGCCGCUACUAAAGAAGUUGAUUUCUCUCCUAUCGUCUCUACUCUCGAUUCCCACAAGACUACACUUGAGGAGAUCAAGGCUUCAGCCCCUGCACCAAUUGACCUUUCCGCUCUCGAAUCCUCCGUUGCUGAAAUCAAGGCAGCCCUCGAAUCCCACACCGGUACCCUCAACGAGAUCAAGUCAAUUCCAACCCCAGAAAAGACUGACCUCUCCACCAUUGAGAGUUCUGUCAACGAGAUUAAGACAAUUGUUGAGGAAAUCAAGGCCAAGGAGGCACCAGUUUCUGAGAAGGCUGACUUGAGCGAGAUUGAGUCUUCUAUUGAGUCUAUCAAGACAACUGUUGAGGAAAUCAAGGCCAAAGAGGCACCAAUUUCUGAACAAGUUGAUUUGAGUGCAAUUGAGGCAUCUAUUGCUUCGAUCAAGGACACUGUUGACGAGAUCAAGGCUAAGGAAACACCAGUUCAAGAAUCUGUUGACUUGAGCAAGGUUGAAUCUUCCAUCGAGUCUAUUAAGGCAACUAUUGAGGAAAUCAAGGCUAAGGAGACACCGGCUUUCGAGAAGGUUGAUUUAAGUGCAGUUGAGGCAUCGAUUGCUUCGGUCAAGAGCACCGUUGAUGAGAUUAAUGCUAAGGAGGCACCAGCUUCUGAGAAGGUUGACUUGAGUGCAAUUGAGGAAUCGAUUACUUCAAUCAAGAGCACCGUUGAUGAGAUCAAAGCUAAGGAGGCACCAUCUUUCGAGAAGGUUGAUUUGAGUGCAAUUGAGGCAUCGAUUGCUUCAGUCAAGAGCACCGUUGAUGAGAUCAAAGCUACUUCAGCUCCUGAGCACAAGGAUGUUGAUCUUUCUAACAUCGAAUCUGCCAUCGCAGCUGUUAAGGCUACCGUUGAUGAAAUUAAGGCCACCCCAGCCGCAACCCACGAAGUCGUCGACCUUUCAAACAUUGAAUCGUCAAUUGUUUCCAUCAAGACUAUUGUCGAUGAGAUCAAGGCUACCCCAGCUGCAUCUCACGAAGCUGUUGAUCUUUCCAACAUUGAAUCGUCAAUUGCUUUAAUCAAGACUACCGUCGAUGAGAUCAAGGCUACCCCAGCCGCAACCCACGAAGCCGUCGACCUUUCAAACAUUGAAUCGUCAAUUGCUUCCAUCAAGACUAUUGUCGAUGAGAUCAAGGCUACCCCAGCUGCAUCUCACGAAGCCGUCGACCUUUCAAACAUUGAAUCGUCAAUUGCUUCCAUCAAGACUAUUGUCGAUGAGAUCAAGGCUACCCCAGCUGCAUCUCACGAAGCUGUUGAUCUUUCCAACAUUGAAUCAUCUAUCGCAGCCGUAAAGGUCUCUAUUGAUGAAAUCAAGGCUACCCCAGCACCAGAGAAGAUUGAUCUCAGCUCAAUUGAGUCAUCUAUUUCUGAUAUCAAGGCCGCUAUUGAAGAAGUUAAGGCUUCACCUGCACCAGAAAAGGUUGAUCUCUCUAACAUCGAAUCUUCCAUCGCCUCCGUUCAAACUACUGUUGACGAGAUUAAAUCCGCCCCGGCUCCAUCUUUCAAGGAAACCGAUAUCUCUGGUCUUGAAACUUCCGUCAAGGAAAUCAUUACAAGCAUCUCUGCUCAAGAUGGUUUAUUGACCGAGAUUAAGACCACAACUGAGAAAUUCGAUAACAAGGAUGUUUUGACUAAGGUUGAGUUGAUUACUCAAGAGGGUGUCUUUUUGAAUGAGAAGGGACUCAGUCAGAUUAAGCAAGAUGUUAAGGUUAUUGAGUUGAAGUCAUUAUCAUCGCCAACAACACCAACUUCCCCAAGAUCUCCAACAUCCCCAACUUCCUCGACCUCGGGAGCUUCCCCAUCAAAGCCUAAUGGCAGGAAGAGGAAGGCAAAGAAGGCAGCAGCAGCAGCGGCAGCACUUGAGGCUGAAGCCCAGGCUUCAGCUGAAUCCACGGCUGAAUCUGCGGCUUAA
Molecule: messenger RNA, 3246 nt
Organism: Sclerotinia borealis F-4128
Lineage: Eukaryota; Fungi; Ascomycota; Leotiomycetes; Helotiales; Sclerotiniaceae
Source: the annotation of a GenBank genome assembly